AAGCAUUUUGAAGUGAUUAUGUGGAAGCGAAAAAAUUUGGAUGCAGGGAGGAGGAAAUAAGAAAAGUAGGUUUGUGCCAUCAAUAGACCAAAACCGCUGGAUAGACGUAAAUACACCGACAAAUGAACUUUUCAGUGUCAUUAUAAGAAGCCUAAUCUAAGCAAGUAUGCAUGAAUGAUGAUCUCUAGAACUGAACUCAUACGAGCUGUUUGAUCAACGUACUUGUGGCUCGAACCAUGCUUGCCGCUAGUACCAUUGCGGCCUCAUCAGCAUCCUCUCAUGCGAGUUGUCUAUUAUCGACAACAACAUUCUUGACAAAGAUUAGUGGAGGAUCGGACAAUGUGAUUUUCCUUGGCAUGAAACCGAAUACAAAACCGUGUUCUAGAGGGUUGAGGGUUAAAGUGAAGGUUCAAGCACCUGAAAAGAAUAUGAAUGGCUAUGUUUAUCGGCAAAACUUCACAGUUAAAUCGUAUGAGAUUGGCGCUAAUCGGAUGGCAACUAUGGGAGCAUUGUUAAAUCAUUUACAGGAUACAACUGUUGACCAUAUUAAGGAUGCUGGGCUGCUGGAUGAUGGAUUUGGUUCGACUCCAGAGAUGACCAGAAGAAAUCUAAUAUGGGUUGUUGCUAAAAUGCAUGUUCUCGUGGAUCGAUAUCCUUCUUGGGGUGAUGUAGUUCAAAUAGAAAGUUGGUUUGGUGGUGCAUCUGUAAAGAAUGGUAUCGCAAACCACUGGCUUCUUCGUGAUGCAAAUACUGGUGAAACUCUAGCUCAAGCUAACAGUGUGUGGAUUAUGAUGAAUAAAGAAACAAGAAAAGUGUCUAAAUUUCCAGAGGAAGUUAGAGGUGAAAUGGCGCCUAUUACUAUGGAUUAUUGCAUCUCCGAGGACAUUAAACUCUCAAAGCUUCGCGACAGCACAGCUGAUUUUGUCCAGACUGGAUUAACUGCACGGUGGAGUGACUUAGAUUUAAACAACCACGUCAAUUUCGCCAAAUACAUUGGAUGGAUUCUUGAGAAUGCUCCUAUGCUAAUCUUGAAAAAUCACGAGCUUUUCGAUCUCGCUAUGGAGUUUAGGAGGGAAUGUGGAGAAGGUGACGAGCUUAAGUCUUUGACAACAGUUAUUGUUGAAACUGAUGGUAACGCUGAAUGUCAACACAUGCUUCAACUUGAGAAUGGCAUUGAGGUUAUGAGGGGAAGAACCAAAUGGAGGCUGAAGUGAACAAUGUGGUCAACAUAUAAUAUAUUUGGUAUUACGUACUAUAUGUAGUCUAAUUCAAGAUAGGAUGUCUUUCAAUAAAAUUAAAUACGAAUCUUAACAGCAUAGGCACUAAAGAUUAGGCAAUCCUUUAGGUUUUUACAAUUUGGUAUCUUUGCUAUUUUUCUUUCCAAAUGGUACAUUUUGUGAGCAGUGUAAUGGAUCCUGAUACAUAAUACUUGUGCCUGAAACUUCAUCAUCCAA
Papaver somniferum (opium poppy) is the source of this 1454-nucleotide messenger RNA. RefSeq names its product palmitoyl-acyl carrier protein thioesterase, chloroplastic-like. Gene Ontology annotation, biological process: fatty acid biosynthetic process. The coding region runs from base 237 to 1214 and encodes 325 amino acids. The record is from RefSeq and is a predicted model, not a curated record. Lineage: Eukaryota; Viridiplantae; Streptophyta; Magnoliopsida; Ranunculales; Papaveraceae. Gene Ontology annotation, molecular function: fatty acyl-[ACP] hydrolase activity; acyl carrier activity. The transcript is spliced from 7 exons.